Molecule: messenger RNA, 2873 nt
Organism: Oncorhynchus masou masou (cherry salmon)
Lineage: Eukaryota; Metazoa; Chordata; Actinopteri; Salmoniformes; Salmonidae
Product: RING finger protein 122-like
Exons: 6
Coding region: 1159-1557 (132 amino acids)
Source: RefSeq, a predicted model, not a curated record
AGGAAGAGGGACAUAGAGCAGAGAGAGAGAAAAAGAGAGAGUGGGACGAGAGGAGAGCGGCUUCCUGGGUUAAAAUGAUCAGUGUUAGGCUAAUUUUCGCUGUCUCCUUUUUCACCCCCUCUUUGUCCAUUUUGGAAAAAGGGGAGCAGAUGGUUGGGCCUGACAGAGCAGACAGCACAACGCAAGUGCAGGCAAAAUAGCUGCUUUUACAGGAACACUGGGCACUGCAUUCAAGUUCUUCCUUUGUUUCCCAUAAUUAGCAGGUUUUCACAGCAAGAGAGGAAAUCUAUGUCGAGACGAGUAUUCAAGGAAGGCGGAGGCAGAGAGAGAGAGAGAGAGGGAGAGGAAAACAGGACUUCAGGGGAGGGAGGGAUAAGCCCUGUGACAAUGUUUUGAAGGGGAGACAAAGCAAAGAAGCGACUGCACUCAGCUGGAUAGAUUGAGUUAGCUGCAUGGGAGUUCUCUCUCCAUUUGGAAUAGUAACAUUAACAUUGAUGUGUCUUUAACCUGCGAGGGUAUGAUGUUUAUCCCAUAAUAUAAACACGGCUAUGCUCUGGAGAUCCCUUUGUGUAUUUGAAGAGCGGAGCCGUUGCAAUACGGAUAUAUUUGAUUCUGUUGCCUUUCGGACCUUUUCACACUUUUUAGCAUAAUUUUGGAUUUUAAAAAGUAGCUAGCAAUUCCUGAUGAAAUUGUUGCUUGAUUAUUCACAUAAUGACAAAUCAUCACAAAGAAGAGUGUGGAUUUCAACAAUGAGUGAGUUGUUUUUGUCAUGUUUUACUGGAAAACAGAGCCUCGUCCACAGGAGAGCUUCUUGGGGAACUGAGAAUGUUUAUCACAAUGGGAUUGAUUCAUAGCCUACAAAUAAAAGUAAUUUUCUUUGGGGACACAGAAGAGGUUGGACUCACAUCAUUGUCUGGAAGACAGUGACUUUUUUGGGGGACAACCUCCUCGAUCUGUCGGCACCCCAACAAAGACCCAGGACUGGUUGUGACCCCAGACACAGUGACUCUAGAGGCUGUGAGUAACUUCAGACGUUUUUGACCCCCAUCCACUGAUUCCCUGGGUCCCUCUGGCUUUCUUGAGGCUGAUUUCACCCAGUCCAGUGGUCACGGAUGUCUGUGCGGUUUAGGGUCGCAGAGCUCAGACCCAUACUGCAAGAUGACAUCGGAAGACAUCUACCACCUGCCCCUCAACAUGUACGUCAUCAUUCUGGGCAUCGGCCUCUUCAUCUUCAUGCUCAGCCUGAUCUUCUGCUGCUACAUGUUCAGGUUAAGGCGACAAGGCACAAGGGAGCAAUAUGGAUAUAAUGAGGUUGUUUUGAAAGGAGCAGGAAAGAAACUGAGUCUUCUUGGACAGACCUGUGCCGUGUGCUUAGAAGAGUUCAAAAGCAGAGACGAGCUUGGAGUGUGUCCCUGCUCACAUGCCUUCCACAAGAAGUGUCUGUUAAAAUGGCUGGAGAUCCGCAGUGUCUGCCCCAUGUGUAACAAACCCAUCUGCCGUUUGCAGCCAGACCCCCCACAGGGUGCAGACAGGCCCCAGAGCCCAAUGGAGGUGUGAGAUGAGCGAGGGCCCACAUUACAGCACCUCAACGCCCCUAAUUACAGUUCCAACCUGCCUCAUCCCACUCCACCACUCUACUCUAGUUUUGAAGGUGUUAGACCCCUAAAGGUGUGUGUGAGAUGAGACAUUGAAGUGGAAAUCAUAGAACAACAUUGGAGAACAAACUGAAUGUUUGUUUUUUUAGUCUAAAAGGCAGGAGAUGGGUGAAGAGACCCUGUCCCAUGACCACCGGCCAACCCCUACAGGAGAAACAGUGGGUACUGAAAAAGAGUUGGGAUGCUGUGCAUUGGGCCCUACUUUCCCAAAUCAUAGUCGAUAACCCGCCAUCCCAUGUUGCCAAGUAAACAUAGGGUGUCCUGAUUGGUCUAUGAGUAACAUGGGUCCUGGAUGGAGGGAACACGCACAUACCAUGCCCACAGCUACCAUCAUGGGCCUAUGAGGUAUUCAGCUAUGACAUAGGGUGCAGUGACCCUGUCACUAAAUAACACGUCGGGGUCAUUCUUGACUUGCAUUGCCAUUUGGGCAUGGUAUUUUGGAAGAAAUUAACUUCAUUUUUGUUUGUUUUUAUUUAAAUGUACAGUAUAUGGGUACACCUUACUAUUCGAAAUAAACUUUUAUGGCAGCUUAAUGACUUUAAAUAUCAAGGAUGGUAAUGACACAUUUUAGGUAAUUGAGUAUUUUCUUAAAAUGGAGAGUGCAGAUGCUCAAAUGUACUUAACCCUAAAGGGAUAUAAUUCAUCUUUUAAUCACAAUGUAAUUUCCCUUACAUUUUUAAAUUGAGUAAUACCAAUUACAAUUUUUAUUUAGACACCAAGUCAUCAAUGGAAUCCUCACAAUGAUGACAUGUUAAAAGGGUGUGAUUAGCUAAGAGCUUUCUUUAAUAUAGACCCCUCCCCUGAUAACAGUUUGCAGCUUGAGGGGAUGCUCAAGGUCCGUGUAUAUUUUUUGUGUAAUGAUUAAUUUCAGAAACCCCUAACUAAAAUCUGGCGUAAUUGCAUCAGAUGCCCGAUUAGCUUCUGGGUUUAAGAUGUAUGAGAAAAGACACUUUAAACAAUGCAUUAAAUAUACAGUUUUGCAGUAGAAAUGGAUUUAUCUAUAUUUUAUCAAUGAUAAAAAGUACAAUAUAAACAAAAACAUGUAUGAUGUGUAACUAUUUGUUAUUUUAUAGUGUUUUUCAUUGUUGUAAAGCCGGGGGAUGCAAAUGCCAUUGCAAUUCAAGAAUGACCCAUCCAAUUAAAUAUAUAGUCUAAAUUAUUUCUAAGGAAUUGUUUUGUAUUAUAACUGGCUUUCAAUAAAGUGUAUUGUUUCAGUGA